This is a messenger RNA of Physeter macrocephalus (sperm whale), 3105 nucleotides long. It is a transcript of the gene ACP2, whose product is annotated as acid phosphatase 2, lysosomal. The record is from RefSeq and is a predicted model, not a curated record. NCBI's taxonomy places the organism in Eukaryota, Metazoa, Chordata, Mammalia, Artiodactyla, Physeteridae. Gene Ontology annotation, biological process: dephosphorylation; lysosome organization. Gene Ontology annotation, molecular function: acid phosphatase activity. Bases 40 to 1470 code for a protein of 476 amino acids. Gene Ontology annotation, cellular component: lysosome. The transcript has 9 exons.
GGGCAUACAUAAUGCCAUGCACAGUAGGCCACUUAAUAAAUGACUCCUGGGAUCAGAUUAACCCAUUCCUACUUUCAACCAGGAACUUGGAAAGCAAUAGUGGCUAAGCCCUGUGGUAAUCGUGAGCCAUCCCUUCCCUCUGGGCCUCUUAACCCUUGGAUUUGCCCACAGGAGGGGAUGCUACAGCACUGGGAGCUGGGCCAGGCUCUGCGACAGCGCUACCAUGACUUCCUCAACACCUCUUACCACCGGCAAGAGGUUUAUGUGCGAAGCACAGACUUUGACCGGACUCUCAUGAGUGCCGAGGCCAACCUGGCUGGACUCUUCCCUCCCGACGGGAUGCAGCGCUUUAACCCAAACAUCUCUUGGCAGCCUAUCCCCAUCCACACUGUGCCCAUUGCCGAGGACAGGCUGCUGAAGUUCCCAUUGGGCCCAUGUCCCCGUUUUGAACAGCUGCAGAACGAGACCCGGCGGACACCGGAGUAUCAGAAUGAGAGUAUUCAGAAUGCACAAUUUCUGGAUAUGGUGGCCAACGAGACAGGGCUUACAGACCUGACACUGGAGACCGUCUGGAAUGUCUACGACACACUUUUCUGUGAGCAGACACACGGGCUGGUCCUGCCGCCCUGGGCCUCGCCCCAAACCAUGCAGCGUCUGAGCCGGCUAAAGGACUUCAGCUUCCGCUUCCUCUUCGGGAUCUACGAGCAGGCAGAGAAGGCCCGGCUGCAGGGGGGAGUCCUGCUGGCUCAGAUACGGAAGAACCUGACCCUGGUGGCAACCACCUCCCCUCUCCCUAAGCUGCUGGUCUACUCUGCGCACGACACCACCCUGGUUGCUCUGCAAAUGGCGUUGGAUGUCUACAAUGGUAAACAAGCCCCCUACGCGUCCUGCCACAUAUUUGAACUGUACCAGGAAGAUACCGGGAAUUUCUCAGUGGAAAUGUACUUUCGGAACGAGACUACCAAGGCCCCCUGGCCGCUGAUCCUGCCUGGCUGCCCUCACCGCUGCCCGCUGCAGGACUUCCUCCGCCUCACAGAGCCUGUUGUGCCCAAGGACUGGCAGCAGGAGUGCCGGCUGGCAAGCAGUCCUGCAGACACAGGUGUUCCAGCUUACUCGCUGGUACAAGCCACCACUUGGAGCCAGCCUUUCCACUUACACUCUGGGUCCAUCUCUUCUCACCUCCACACGGACCCUGGUGCUCAGUGUUACCGCUCUACUGGAUCAGUGUCAUCUCAAAGCCUAAGAAAAACCUCUUUGGCCCACGUCCUUCUCCAGCUGUCACUCCUUUUCUCUCUCCCCUUUUCGGGUGUAAAAUCCUUCAAAGGCUUGCCUAGACUCUGGUGUCACUGCGUCACUGCCCAUUCUCUCAGACUCACACCAGACAGUCUUAUGUCACCUGCCACUCCACGGAAGCCCCUCUUGUCAAGGACCAAUGACCUCCUCUUACCAAAGCCAGUGACCAAUUCUUAGCUUCUCUCACCUCUCAGCAUUACAGAAUCGAUUACUCCUUCCUUAAAUACUUUCUUGGCUUCUCUGGUUUUUCUCCUAACUCACAGGCAGCUUCCUUUACUAGCUUCUCCUCCCCACUAACCAGUGGAUGACCCAGGGCUCAGCCUCGCUCUUUCCCCAUCCAUGCCUGCUCCCAAGGUGAGCUUACCCAGCCUUAUAGCCUUAUAUACCAUCUCCAUGCUAAGUUCUGUCUUUUUAUGACUCACAGAUUCAUGACCUCUUCUCUGAGCUGCAGGUUCACAUAUCCAGCUGCUGACUUGAGGUCUUUACAUGGAUGUCAACUAAGGCAUGUCACAGUUGAAGUCUAAAUCCAAAUGCUCAAAAAUCAGUCAAUCCAAAUGCUCUUCCCCCAAAUCUGCUCUUCCUCCAGGCUUCCCCACCUUAGUAAAUGCCACAUUAGCCACCUAGGUGUAUAGCAUAACCCAAAGCGCUAUCCUGAAUACCCUCUUCCUCAGACCCCACCUCCAAACCACUAGCAGAUCCUACCAGCCCAAUUGUUAAAGUACACGCUCUUGCUCCCUAGCCCAGUCUACCAUCAUCUCUUGCCUGAAGUACUGAAAAGCUUCCUAACGUUCUUUCUGAUUCUGUUCUUGGCCCUACCAGUGAUUCAGCACAACAGUUAAUUUUUUUAAACAUUAAUCAGUUCACAUCACUACCCUUCUCAGAAUCUUCCAGUGGCUUCCCAUUACAUUUGGAAUAAAACCCAAGUUCUUGGGCUUCCCUGGUGGCGCAGUGGUUAGGAAUCCACCUGCCAAUGCAGGGGACACAGGUUCGAGCCCUGGUCCGGGAAGAUCCCACAUGCCGCAGAGCAACUAAGCCCGUGCACCACAGCUACUUAGCCUGUGCUUUAAAGCCCGCGAGCCACAACUACUGAGCCUGCGAGCCACAACUACUGAGUCCACGUGCCACAACUACUGAGCCCGUGUGCCUAGAGCCCGUGCUCCACAACAGGAGAAGCCUGCACACCACAACGAAGAGUAGCCCCCGCUCCCGCAACUAGAGAAAGCCCGCACGCAGCAACGAAGACCCAACACAGCCAAAAAUAAAUAAAUAAGAUAAAUAAAUAAAUUCAAAAACAAAAAAACCCCCAAGUUCUUUACCAUGGCCUCCAGGCCCUACUUGGUCUGGUCCUCUGCCUUCAUCUCCUGUGCUCAUGUGUUCUGCUCUAGCGAUACUGACUUUCUUGCUGGUCCUAGAACAUGCCAAGCUAAUUCCCUUCUGCAUUUGCUUCCCGUCCACCCCCCCACCCCCCCACCCCCGGCCUCAGGACACUCUUCUCUCGGAUCUUUUGUAUGUCUCAGUGACUCCAGGUCUCUGUUCAAAUGGUCACUUUCUCAGUGACACCUUCCCUGACUGACCUACCUCUCCAUCAUUUCCCCCUUACCUUGCUUUGUUUUCCUUUAUGGCAUUUGCCACUAAUCCAUCAUGUCUAUCAUUUGCCUGUCACGGCAUCUCCUCUCCUAGAAUGUAAAAUCUACAAGGGAGCCUUUGUCUUGGCCACCUGUGAUACCCCCAUUGUAAGAACAGCACCUGGCAUGCGGUAGGCACUCAGGUAUUUGUUGAAUGAACGCUGACGUGACUUUUCUCCCGCCCCGC